This is a messenger RNA of Suillus clintonianus, 1233 nucleotides long. Its product is annotated as beta-lactamase-like protein. Gene Ontology annotation, molecular function: 3'-tRNA processing endoribonuclease activity. Gene Ontology annotation, biological process: tRNA processing. Lineage: Eukaryota; Fungi; Basidiomycota; Agaricomycetes; Boletales; Suillaceae. Gene Ontology annotation, cellular component: nucleus. The coding region runs from base 60 to 1223 and encodes 387 amino acids. The record is from RefSeq and is a predicted model, not a curated record. The transcript has 3 exons.
GUGAAGACUCGAGAGAACAAUUCUAAAUCAUUUUUAACGCCUGUUGUAACAUAACAUCCAUGGCGGGACGACGAGGACUUUCAGCGAUCAACCUGACGUUCCUUGGUACUGCUUCUGCGCAACCCUCCUUGACCCGAAAUCACUCUGCACUUGCCCUUCGAUUGAAUAGCGAUGUCUGGCUGUUCGACUGUGGUGAAGCCACACAACAUCAGAUCCAAAAGUCCACAGUGAGGAUGGGUAAGAUUGAAAAGAUCUUUAUCACCCAUACCCAUGGGGAUCAUAUCUUUGGUCUAUUGCCCCUGCUAGCGAGUAUGAUGAACGGUGCUGGGGGGACAGCCAAUGGUAUAGAGGAUCCUCGUGCACACGGGGUCCAGGACUCGUCGGAUCCCAUUGAAAUUUACGGGCCCUUAGGAACCAGGGCAUAUAUCCGCAAUGGCCUCAAGUAUACACAUACACUCCUUGGCGCGCCCUACGUCGUCCACGAAUUGCGUUUACCUUCUGACCCACCAGACGGAGACUAUACCUCACUUGCCCUUCAUGCGUCCGAAUCUCCCAACGGCCGCAACAUUCUACAGACAAAUGGUGUUUGGUCAGACGUGUAUCAUGAUGCCAUUGUUUCAGUUUCCGCGGCUCCCAUCCUUCACUCCGUACCGUGCGUUGGUUAUGUUGUAACAGAGGCACCUGUGCCCGGCAAAAUGGACCCUGCAAAGUAUAAACCACAUCUCAAGCGCACCAACACGCCGAUGUCCGUCAUGAGUCGCCUUCAACAGGGAGAGAGCAUUGAACUAUCAGAUGGCAUCAUCUUACAAGGCCCUCCUAGGAGGCCUGGGCGCAAACUUGUCAUUCUUGGAGACACAUAUGACCCAUCACCAAUAGCGGAAUUGGCUUUAUCUGCGGACUUGCUGAUACAUGAAGCUACGAAUGCCCAUUUGCCAGUCUUGGAUUCGAAUACCAAAGCUGAAGAUACAUUUGAAAGUGUCGAGGAACGCACAAAGUCCAGAGGGCACUCUACUCCCCAGAUGGCUGGUGCUUUCGCAGCACAGAUCGGAGCGAGGCAAUUGGUGCUCAAUCAUUUCUCGGCCAGAUAUCCAGGGAACGACCAUGUCGAUCCAACGGCGAAGACGAUCAUGGAGGCGAUUGCACGUCUGGCUGGAGAGCAUUAUAGCGGGACGAUUACAUGUGCGAGGGAUUUUAUGAGUUUUGACGUUAAAGAACAUGUAUGAAAAUGAGUAG